Molecule: messenger RNA, 723 nt
Organism: Vespa crabro (European hornet)
Lineage: Eukaryota; Metazoa; Arthropoda; Insecta; Hymenoptera; Vespidae
Product: probable salivary secreted peptide
Exons: 1
Coding region: 62-457 (131 amino acids)
Source: RefSeq, a predicted model, not a curated record
CGUACUUUCAGCAUAGUAGAGCAAAUUCUUUAACGAGUAAAAUAGAACAGUACGAAUCAAGAUGUACGCACAAAAUUUGUUGAUGGUCAUCGUCGUGGCGAUGGCCGUAGUGGUUAUCGCGGGUGUAGAAUCAGAAUACGUUCCAAGAGCUCAUUUGGAAGAAUAUGCUGCCAAAUCUCACAAUUUAACCAUUGGAUAUAGAAAACCAGGAGACAGGAAAGUCCACACUCAAAACAUUGUAAAGAAAUCUUCAUGGAUGCGAAUCGUGACUGCUGAAGUAACCAUUAACACCACUGCUAUCAUCAAUAUGGUCGGUGUUUAUGAUCAAAAGACUGAUGGUACAGGAGCUUACCCUUCUGUAUUGAAAGGAGGUCCAGGAAACAGAAACGUCACUCUUCGUUUUAAGAGUCAAAGAGGUCACGGCAUCAACUUCGUUGUUGAAGUUUAUGCACGCUAAUAUAAAGGACAGAAUAUUGCAGCUGAACCCGUAAAAUUAUUUAUAAUAUUAUUACAACAAUGUUGCGUUCCAAUCAUAAUAUUUCUUUCGCCAAUGUAUCAACAAAUAUAACGAGUAAAUAAUUUCUCUGUUAAUUAUAUUACAUCAUUGUCAAAAUUGUUUGUUUUCGACCGCGUGAUUGGAAAUAAAAUAAAACACGAACAAGAACACGUGGCUCUGAUUAUCCUAGAAUUUAAAUUGGAAAUAAACACCGAUGUUGCUUUUGA